CCUCCUUCCUCCGCCCGCGCGCGCCCACUGCUGCAGUCCGGGGAGGCGGCGGUGGUGGCGGCCGCUGCGGGCAACGCUCGGGGCACGGGGCUCUGGGUGAUAGCCGUCGGGGCCAGGGCGGCCGGCAGUGGGCACAGGCUCCCCGGUGCCCGCCCCUCCGCCGGGAGGGGGGCGCGAGCGGGCGGCCGGGGAGGGGCCGGCACCGCCACGGCAAAAUGAGCCUGCUGUCUGCCAUCGACACGAGCGCCGCCUCGGUGUACCAGCCGGCCCAGCUGCUCAACUGGGUCUACCUGUCGCUUCAGGACACACACCAGGCUAGUGCCUUCGAUGCCUUCCGGCCCGAGCCGCCCGCCGGCGCCGCGCCCCCGGAGCUGGCCUUCGGCAAGGGCCGCCCGGAGCAGCUGGGCUCUCCCCUGCACUCCAGCUAUCUUAACAGCGUCUUCCAGCUGCAGCGCGGAGAGGCGCUGAAUAGCAGUGUAUACAGGAAUGCUUCACCCUAUGGCUCCCUCAACAACAUCGCAGAUGGCCUCAGCUCCCUCACCGAGCACUUCUCAGACCUGGCGCUCACCUCCGAAGCCCGCAAGCCCAGCAAGCGGCCCCCGCCCAACUACCUAUGCCACCUCUGUUUCCACAAAGGACACUACAUUAAGGAUUGCCCUCAGGCACGCCCCAAAGGUGAGGGUCUGACGCCUUACCAAGGCAAGAAGCGCUGCUUUGGCGAGUACAAGUGUCCCAAGUGCAAGAGAAAAUGGAUGAGCGGGAACUCCUGGGCCAACAUGGGGCAGGAGUGCAUCAAGUGCCACAUCAACGUGUACCCACACAAGCAGAGACCCCUGGAGAAGCCUGAUGGCCUGGAUGUGUCUGACCAGAGCAAGGAGCACCCACAGCAUCUCUGUGAAAAGUGCAAGGUCCUGGGCUACUACUGUCGUCGUGUGCAGUGACCUUGGCUGCCACUGCAGCACCCCUCGGCUGCUGCCUUCCUGUGCUGCCUGAAGGGAGACCUCACAGGCCUGUGGGCUUAAGCAGAUGAGGCUCAUGUCCUCAUCUCACAUGCUGACAGUGUGGCUGACAUGCUCCCAACAGGGUGCAGAGACAGGAGGCUCAGGGACUCUUCACCGUAGGCCCGGGCUCUAUAGAGGGACUGAGGCCAGCAGAGGCCUUGGUGUUCCCGCAGGCUCUCUUCCUGAGUGUCUUUGGAGCUGGCUGGCUUUGUUAUCCACCAAGUACAUUAGUGAACUGUGAACCCUGAGGCCUGCAGGAAGUUUUUCCUCCAAGGCCAGCCAGGUCCUAUCCCACCCAGAAACUUGCAGCUUGCCACUCUGAAAAGCCACUCUGGGGAAGUCCUGUUUCAUUCCUAAGCUGUAGCCACAGAGGGCAGACCCUUGUUGUAGCAGCUGCUGAGGAGUGGUCCUCUGUUGUGCCCACAUUGAGUCUCACAUCUGACCACCCCUGACAUCACUGCAUUGUACCUGGUAGCUAAAUACAGCCUCCCUCUGCCAAUGGGACUGGCAAGCAGGAGGACAUUGAACAGUGCUCCAAGACAUCCUAGGGGACAUCAGGCAUCGCCUCCCAUGGUCUCCCCCAGACUGUCCUGUAAGCUUGGGUUUCAUCAGCUGCUCUCUCUUCAUCCCUAGCCUCCUACCCAUGUCAGGGAUGCUACCCCACAGAAACUGUAAGCCUGCUCUGCCAUGGAGGAUGCAGGUCUUGGCAUUCUGGAGUUACUUUGUGCCACCUGGGGCAAGGACAUCUCAUCUCCAGCCUCAGUUUCCUCACUAGUUAAGUGAGAAAGUGUCACCAGCAAGCCAAGAGGCCCCAGUGAGCUUGGUGUUCUAGAAGAAAGCUGGCUGCCUCUGGAACACAGGGCAUCACUGGGGUGAUGGGAUACCCCUAGAGUACCCCCUAGAGCACUGCCUUCCAAACCUCUGCUCAUGGUAGUCACUUAGGAAACCAGGCUGAGUGAUGCCAGGUCCUCUCCUACAGCCCUCCUUGCCUGAUGUUCUCAUCCCCUGAGAAAAUGGAAGAUGAUCCCACCCCAGGUCUCCUCAGCCCCUCACAGUAGGCAAGCCUAAAUGAGCCAUAGAACCUCUCCUUUGGAAACUGGGGAUAAUGGUUUCCUACUUUUCUAGUAAGGCAGAAAGAUCUCCUGGCAUGUCACAUGGCCCAGAAGGACUGCUGUUGUGGUCAGGAUCAGCAGUGCACCCCCUCCCCUGUGACAAGCCACAUUUCUCUUGCCUUUCUCCUCUUCACCAGCUGCCAGGACUGAGUAGCUUGACUUUGCCCCAACACUAUGCCUCUAUGGAGAAGAAGAAGAAGAAAAAGAAAGUCAGACCAUGAAAUAGGCCUGAAAUUCAGUGUUUACACAUGGUGCCCAGUUGCCCUUUGUUUCAAAUGAGAAUGCUUUGUACGACUGAGGAGUCACAGUGAAGUGUUAACCAUGGGUCCAGGGAGUGAGUCGAAGAGAUGGACGUGUCUGCAGCCAGUUAGCUGCAGGAUAGAUUUUGGGAGAACAUACCCUCUGAAUACUUAACAAAGGUAUACCUGUGGCAGUCCAAAGCACUAGCUGCCACCUUGCUGCCCAUGAAUGGUGGCAUGCUGGGCUGCAGACUGUGAGCACCCAGCACCAAAGACUCCCCAGCCUUGCUGCGGCACUAGGGCCGCCCCAUGCCAAGCUUCCUGUCACUUAGGAAAGGGCUGUUUCUGUCAGUCAUCCCACUGGGCCUCUAAAGAGAACAUUCACAGCAGUGGGCAGUGUGCUCGUGUCCCAAAUGAGGACAUGUUGGGCAUGGGUGAACCGAGUCAAAGGUUCAGAAAGCACAUUAACAGUCUUCAGGAAGCCAGGGCCAGCAGAAGGUGGGACAUCUCCCUGCAGUGAGCAUUUGGGUCCCUGUCUGUGCAUAGCCAGGCUCUCUUGCCUCAGGGAGCCUCUCCCUGGUCCGGCCUUGCAAUGCUUUCGCUGAACUUGUGAUCUUUUUGAGGCAAGCAAAAGAUACCACUAUCUAAGCUCGGUGCUGGAGAGUUAAUGCUCAGAGGGCCUGGGAACCCAAGGGACAAGAAAGUGUGUGGUUUAGUACAUUCAAAAGGGACAAUCGCUUGCAGUCAGUAGAUCUAGCGAUCUAGUUGAGAGAGAAUGGUGUUUACCCCAUAUGAAGUAUUCAAUAGCUCUACUUGUGAAUUUGUAUUUAUUUUGAGUUAUACUUGACACAGAAUUCUUUUUUUAAAAAAAUGCUAUGUGUGUAUUUUGGGAAAAAUUCAUAGAUGUUAAAAUUUCUGCAUGGUUACCAGUUUUUCUUACAACAAUGAACUUGGUAGCCUCUCCCCACAAAAUUCUUCAUAGUGAUUUUUGUUUGUAUAUAUUUGAGGGUCUUUUUUUUUUAAGAAAAGAAA
This is a messenger RNA of Onychomys torridus (southern grasshopper mouse), 3384 nucleotides long. It is a transcript of the gene Zcchc24, whose product is annotated as zinc finger CCHC-type containing 24. The coding region runs from base 216 to 941 and encodes 241 amino acids. The transcript has 4 exons. The record is from RefSeq and is a predicted model, not a curated record. Lineage: Eukaryota; Metazoa; Chordata; Mammalia; Rodentia; Cricetidae. Gene Ontology annotation, molecular function: zinc ion binding; nucleic acid binding.